UGGAAAUUGCACCAUUUCUCGUGGGCCAAAGUAUCAGUGAAGAAAAAUAAUAUAGAAAACUUAAGUUGUUCAUAACCAAGCCAUCGAAAUAUCUUUGAAACAACACAGUCAAGGGAUGGAUUCAGACGCAAACGCACCAGAUUCGUGGGAUUCUUUGGACGAUCCUGGCCCAGGAGAAAUGAGUGAACGCACAAGCGAUUUGAGUGCUCAACUUCAUUCACUCAAUGUGAACGCAAAACCUUUCGUGCCAAACGUCAAUGCGCCGGCAUUUGUUCCUUCGUUUAUGAAAACUGCUACGACUGAUGCUUCCCCUUCUACAAAUGGCGAUGUUGAUCAGUCGGAAAUCGCUGAGAAAAAUGGCAAUUCAAACACCACAAAGGGAAACAUUCCUGGUGAAGACAAAGAACCAACUGAUGUGAAACCAGAAACUAAUGUAGACGAUGGAGAAAACAAGGAAACUGAUGAAGCAGAGGUGGUAGAGGAAGUAGAGGAAGAAGUUAAACCUGCAAAAAAAGAAGUCAAGAAAGAAGUUGCAGAAGAACCCGAGGACAAAAGAGAGCAUAUUAAUAUUAUAUUUAUUGGCCAUGUUGAUGCUGGAAAAUCAACAAUUGGUGGACAUGUAAUGUACCUGACAGGACAGGUUGACAAAAGAACACUGGAAAAGUAUGAAAGAGAGGCAAAGGAGAAGAACAGAGAAACAUGGUACUUAUCGUGGGCAUUGGACACAAACCAAGAAGAGAGAGAUAAGGGUAAAACAGUUGAAGUAGGUAGAGCUGCAUUUGACACACCAAACAAACAUUUCACAUUACUGGAUGCACCAGGACACAAGAGCUUUGUUCCAAAUAUGAUCAGCGGAGCAGCACAGGCUGAUCUUGGAGUACUGGUCAUCUCUGCCAGAAAAGGAGAGUUUGAAACUGGUUUUGAAAAAGGAGGUCAAACAAGAGAGCAUGCCAUGUUGGCCAAAACAGCGGGGGUAAAACAUUUGGUUGUUCUUGUCAAUAAAAUGGAUGAUCCCACCGUGGAAUGGGAUCAAGGAAGGUAUGAAGAAAUCCAAACGAAGCUGACUCCAUUCCUUAAGAAAGUUGGUUUUAACCCAAAGACAGAUGUCCAUUACAUGCCUUGCUCAGGAUUGACAGGUGCUAAUCUUCGCAAAAGGCUUGAUCCUGCAGAAUGCAAUUGGUUCAGUGGCAAAUCUUUCUUGGAAUAUAUUGAUGAAUUACCAUCAUUAACACGGUCUGUUGAUGGACCACUCAGAAUACCUAUUUCAGAGAGAUACAAGGACAUGGGAACUGUGGUUCUUGGUAAAGUAGAAUCUGGAAAACUUAAUAAAGGAGAUUCACUACUCUUGAUGCCCAACAAGGUUUCUGUGGAGGUGUUAGGAAUCAUAUUUGAUGAAGAAGAAAGAAGUGGAGCAGUGGCUGGUGAUAAUGUGAAACUUAAACUAAGAGGGGUAGAGGAAGAGGAUGUCUCUCCAGGAUUUGUCCUCUGUGCACCAGACAACUUAUGCCACACUGUUAAAACAUUUGAAGCUCAGGUUGUUAUUCUUGAACACAAGUCUAUCAUCUGUGCUGGGUAUAGUGCUGUUUUACAUAUUCACAAUGUCAUAGAAGAAGUCACUUUCCAGAUUUUAAUAGCGUUAAUUGACAGAAAGACAGGAAAGAGACAGAAGGGGAGACCAAGAUUUAUCAAACAAGACCAAGUGGCCAUAGCGCAGCUUCAAACAUCAGGAGUUGUGUGCAUCGAAAAGUUUGCCGACUUUCAACAAAUGGGAAGAUUUACACUUAGAGAUGAAGGCAAAACCAUCGCUAUCGGAAAGGUUCUGAAGCUGUUAUCUUAAACAGAAUGAAUAUACAGCCUGAUGAAUUGGAGAAUUAAAACAAACCCUGAAGAAGAACUUGCGAAAUCGAGUGUCGCUAACUAAGUGGAGCCUAAAGCACUUUUAUUUUGUCCAAACACUCAUCAUAUAAAACCAAAGUGUUGAACAAAGAGACAAUUUAUAUCGCAGAUAAGAUUUGAUA
Molecule: messenger RNA, 2018 nt
Organism: Stylophora pistillata
Lineage: Eukaryota; Metazoa; Cnidaria; Anthozoa; Scleractinia; Pocilloporidae
Product: eukaryotic peptide chain release factor GTP-binding subunit ERF3A
Molecular function (GO): GTP binding; GTPase activity
Source: RefSeq, a predicted model, not a curated record